UGCACGAGAAAAUUGGCAAACUGAAUGAGGCGUGCGACGUUGGAACAGCACUGGCGAGCUUUUUCGAGAAAGAAAUGCUAUUUCACUGAAAAUAAGGUCACGUUCUUUUUUUCCUUUUGCUUGCCGAAUUCCAUGAAGACUUUGCAGUGGCUCCGAGCUGCGAGCCUGAGAUCUACCUCCCCCUUCCUCACUCUAUCCAUCCCAAUCCAAUGCUGCGCCGCAACCCCACCCGCAUCGAGCUCCGGUCAUCCGACCGCGACGAGCUCGAAGACCACCUCCGCGCCGCCGCCGCUACCACCACCCCAGCACCCGCCACCCCCACCAGCUACACCACGCCGCCCCCGCACACCUCCUCCUCCUCCAACCCCCUCCUCCACCUCCUCCACCCGCCGCCCGGCGCCGCGCCUUCCAAGGCCCAGCGCAUCGGCUUCUCCACCCCGACCCCCUCGAACCCCCCAAGGCCCUCCUCCUAGCUCCCCCCCAAUCCCAAUGGAGGUCGAGAUCAAGCUCCGCCUCCCCGACGCCGCCGCCCACCGCCGCCUCUCCUCCUUCCUCGCGCCCCGCCUCCGCCGCACCCACGCCCAGCGCAACCUCUUCUUCGACGCCGCCGCGCGGCCCCUCGCCGCGGCCACCGCCGCGCUCCGCGUCCGCCUCUACGGCCCCGACGACCGCGCGCCCCUCCGCGCGGUGCUCGCGCUCAAGCGCCGCCCGCGCAUCGACGCCGGCGUCAGCCGCGUCGAGGAGGUCGAGGAGCCGCUCGACCCCGCCCUCGCGCUCGCCUGCGCCGACGACCCCGCGCGCCUCGGCGGGGUCGACUCCCCGAUCGUCCGCCUCGUCGCCGCCGAGUACGGCGUCGGAGGGGACGCCGCGCCCUUUGUCUGCCUCGGCGGGUUCCGGAACACGCGCGCCGUCUACGAGCUCGAGGACGACGGCCUCGUGCUGGAGCUCGAUGAGACGCGGUUCGAAUUCGGGACCAGCUACGAGCUUGAGUGCGAGACGGCCGAGCCUGACCGGGCCAAGGAGGUGCUGGAGCGCCUGCUCACGGUUGCCGGCGUGCCGUACGAGUACUCUCGGAGCAAUAAGUUCGGCUGCUUCAUGGCAGGGAAGCUGCUUCCUUGACUAGGCAUCUAUGUGUUCUGGGUAGUAUUCUCUUCGCCCGAUUAAACAACUUAGUCACAGUAACAUUCUGUUUAAGGAAGGAAGGCUUCUCAAUUUGUAUCAACUUGAUGUCAAAAUCUUGAAUUUGGUAAAAAUUUCCCCUAUCGGAGAAAGGGCUUCUCUCCUCAA
This is a messenger RNA of Panicum hallii, 1287 nucleotides long. RefSeq names its product triphosphate tunel metalloenzyme 3-like. The transcript has a single exon. Lineage: Eukaryota; Viridiplantae; Streptophyta; Magnoliopsida; Poales; Poaceae. The record is from RefSeq and is a predicted model, not a curated record. The coding region runs from base 25 to 1119 and encodes 364 amino acids.